Molecule: messenger RNA, 336 nt
Organism: Peronospora matthiolae
Lineage: Eukaryota; Oomycota; Peronosporomycetes; Peronosporales; Peronosporaceae
Source: the annotation of a GenBank genome assembly
AUGUUCCCGCCGCCACCACAUCUUUUUGUGGACUCAAGCGGUGGUCAACGCUUUCUGGUGAGGCGUAUUUUGAGCCACCGCGACGUGAGUGGCGUCCAGACGGGUUACCUCGUCCGCUGGCGUGGCUAUCCACCGGCCUGGGACAGCUGGGAGCCCCGUACCCAGCUGAUUGGUGAUGUCCUUGGUCCCGUCGAGCAGUGCGACGAGACCCACCCGCUGCGUUCGAAGAAGGGCCGUCGGAAAACGACCUCCCCGAACGCGAGUACAGAGAUUGCAAAGUGUGAAUCCCUUCAGCCAUCUCAGAAGAGAUGCAAGCCCUCCAGUAAGAAUCAUUAG